ACUGCCUCCCCCACCUCCCGCCCAGGCUGCAGCGAGAGGGGCGACCCCCGAAAGUUGCGCGGAGGCGAGAGCAAUGAGGCAAGAGAGAAGUUUUUAAAAACAGAAAAAUGUGAUUGCAUAAACAUCGUUGUUGGCAGGAGGACUCAGUGGAUUCAGAUACAACUGUAAGUGCUGCCUGUAUGAAAGAGCUGAGCCACACCAUCCAGUAAACUGUCUAGAGCAGCAGUUGGCUUGCUUGGAAAUCACUUCCAGGACUGUGUUGUAAGUUGCUCCAACUGAGGUGCCAGAACACUGCCCUACAGAACUUUGGAGGGUUACUUCUUAAUGGAUUGCUGCAGCCUUUUAAUUUCUCCAUUGAUCCUGUUCCCUGCAUCGUGAGAACAUUUCAGCCAGCACAGAACCUAGAAAAGUUACAUGGUGUGAACGGCAUGUCUGUGGAUGAGAAGACUGACUCCCCCAUGUAUGUGUAUGAGUCAACGGUGCACUGUACCAAUAUUCUCCUCUGCUUAAAUGACCAGCGGAAGCAGGACAUUCUCUGUGACGUGACGCUGAUCGUGGAGGGGAAGGAGUUCCGCGCCCACCGGGCUGUGCUGGCUGCCUGCAGCGAGUACUUCUUGCAGGCCUUGGUUGGGCAGACGGAAAAUGACCUGGUGGUCAGCCUGCCGGAAGAGGUCACUGUCAGGGGAUUUGGUCCAUUGCUACAGUUUGCCUACACUGCUAAGCUGUUACUCAGCAGGGAAAACAUCCAGGAGGUCAUCCACUGCGCUGAGUUCCUGCGCAUGCACAACCUGGAGGACUCCUGCUUCAGCUUCCUUCAGACACAGCUGCUGAACAACGAAGAUGGCCUGUUCCUGUGCAAAAAAGAUACCACCUGUCAGCGCAUGCACGAUGAGGAGAACUCCGAUGGAGAUGAGGAGGAGACGAUGGAAUCGGAGACGUCAAAAAUAUCUUGCCCAAGGGAGAGGAUGCACCAAGAACCCUUCAAUUUUGAAACCACUGUUGCUGGAGCAGACAAAAGCGAAGGGAUGCUGCCCGACUCCAACAUGCUGAGAGAUAGCAAGGACAAUUUGGAUAAAGAUGCAGUAACACGGUACCCCAGAUACAAGAAAUACCAGCUUGCUUGUACCAAGAAUGUCUACAACACAUCACACAUCAGUACCUCAGGUUUUGCAAGCACAUUCAGUGAAGAGAGCUCUGGAAAUGGCCUCAAAUCAGGACUUGCUAUGGGGCAGAUAAAAAGUGAGCCUCAGAAUGAAGAGAACGAUGAAGAAAGCAUCACGCUUUGCCUGUCUGGAGAUGAACCUGAUAUCAGGGAUAAAGAAGGAGAUGUUGAAAUGGACAGGAAACAGCCAAGCCUCACUUGUGUCGACAGGCCAAAAAGUGGGUCUUCUCCUUCUUGCUUGCGGUCUUUCUUCAACAGAACAAAAAGCAUAGAUUUGGUUGGCUUCCCCAGCACUUCCCAGCAGCACUUUGGCAGGAGUCCAGCAUGCCCUUUUGAAAAAGGGACAACUCAGGGUGACCACAAAACUGAUUAUGUCCCUUUCACAGGGAACUAUGGACAGUCCCAUGCCAUGCAGAAGGAUGCUUCCAACUUCUCAGUGGGAUCACCACUCAGGGGGCCUGGCUUUGAAACUCUCUGUAAGCAAGAAGGGGAACUGGACAGGAGGAGUGUUAUAUUCUCUUCAAAUGCUUGUGACCAAGUAAACACUUCGGUGCAUUCAUAUUCUGGUGUGAGCAGCUUGGACAAAGACCUCACUGAGACUGUGCCAAAGGGUCUGUGGGCCGGCGGUAGCCAGUCUCUCCCCAGCUCUCAGACCUAUUCGCACAGCGGACUGACAGCCGAUCACUUGCCGGGAAGGAUGCGGCCGAACACCAGCUGUCCGGUGCCAAUUAAAGUUUGCCCUCGCUCUCCUCCUCUGGAAACCAGAACCAGGACCUCCAGCUCGUGCUCUUCCUACUCGUAUGCAGAGGACGGCAGCGGCGGCUCUCCCUGCAGCCUGCGGCUUUGCGAGCUCUCCUCUUCCCCUUGCUCCCAAGGCCCCCGAUUCCUGGCGCCGGAGCACCAGGAGCCCGGCGUGGUGGGGGACGGAUUGUACAACCCGGUCCGAGCCCAGAUUAAAUGUGAGCCAUCCUAUGGAACAAACUCCAGCGAUGAGUCUGGGUCAUUCUCAGAAGCAGACAGUGAAUCAUGUCCUGUGCAAGACAGAGGGCAUGAGGUGAAACUUCCUUUUCCUGUUGAUCAAAUCACAGAUCUUCCAAGGAAUGAUUUCCAGAUGAUGAUAAAGAUGCACAAGCUAACCUCAGAGCAGCUGGAGUUCAUCCACGAUGUCCGCCGGCGCAGCAAGAACCGGAUUGCAGCUCAGCGCUGCCGCAAGAGGAAGCUGGACUGUAUUCAGAACCUCGAAUGUGAAAUCCGCAAGUUGGUGUGUGAGAAAGAGAAAUUGCUCUCAGAAAGGAACCAGCUGAAAGCAAGCAUGGGAGAAUUGUUAGACAACUUCUCGUGUCUUUCCCAAGAAGUGUGUAGAGACAUGCAGAGCCCAGAACAGAUCCAAGCCCUCCACCGAUACUGCCCCGUUCUCAGACCCAUGGAUCUACAGCCGGUCACCACCAUCAGCCCCGCCCCAGCUGGUGUGGAGCAGAGCCUGGUGACCUCCCAGUGCGUCGGGGAGAGCAUGCAGUGCUGCUCGGAGCAAGGCUCAGUGCAGCUGGGAGCACCCUGGCUGCCCAACAACAUCUCGGAAAAUUGUUCGGCUGGCGCGGGAUUGGAUGGAGCCGACGCAGGUACUUACCCCGAGAGAGAGCUUCCACCAGAGCAGAGCAGCCAGACGGUCACGGUAGACUUCUGUCAGGAAAUGACUGAUAAAUGUACAACAGAUGAACAACCUAGGAAAGAUUACACCUAGUGACUCGUAACCUUAAUGUUACACCUGGUCAGGUGUUCUUCAGUCAGCCAGUGGCAGUGUUCAUUUGUUGUCUAGAAGAACGUAUUUGGUGCACACUACAGUGGUCUUAGCAGCAAUACUGUUUUUAAGUAUUCCCUCCUCUCUACAAGCAGGAGUUCUCUUCACAAUGGUGCUAUCCCUUGCUCAGGCAGGGAACGAAGCAGUGGCAACACUGUCUGUUUUUGUAUGUUGAUUUCAAUCUUAACAGGGAUGGACAUAACACCUCUGAGGACCCAACCGCAGCUUUUUUCUCAGUGGCCCAUGUCACAAAACCCUAACUCAGGAAUUUCCUCUGAAUGUUCAAUUUUUCAUUGAAGACAGCUUCUUUACACAUCAAAGUUUUAUAGCUAAACUGUACAUAUUAUAUAUAAUAUAUAUAAAAUAUAUAUAUCCAUAUGCAAGAGUCCCUGCAUGCCUCAAUUUUCUCAUCCUACAAACUGGAAGCUUUCAUUUCUAUUGUACAAACAAGUUCCAACAUUCCUUUUUGUCUUUGAUGCUAGAACUAGUUUGGUAACUUGUUACACGAUAAUUUUUUCCUCAGUUCGCCGUUCAGCAAUAGCAUUCACUUUGUACUUAUUUAUAAAACUUUAAUGUCGGAAACUUAUUUGAGAUUUUAUUAUAGACAAUUUUUUUGGCACAGCCAUUUCGUGCCACUUGAGCAAUGUGGAGCUAUUUUAUUUUCUUGCAGAUACUGUACAGUAAUGGUCAACUUUGCCACUUGCACUGAG
Messenger RNA from Vidua macroura (Pin-tailed whydah), 3670 nucleotides. RefSeq names its product BTB domain and CNC homolog 2 (gene BACH2). The transcript is spliced from 8 exons. Lineage: Eukaryota; Metazoa; Chordata; Aves; Passeriformes; Viduidae. Gene Ontology annotation, biological process: regulation of transcription by RNA polymerase II. Gene Ontology annotation, molecular function: DNA-binding transcription factor activity, RNA polymerase II-specific; protein binding; RNA polymerase II cis-regulatory region sequence-specific DNA binding. Bases 429 to 2903 code for a protein of 824 amino acids. The record is from RefSeq and is a predicted model, not a curated record.